Messenger RNA from Sungouiella intermedia, 534 nucleotides. NCBI's taxonomy places the organism in Eukaryota, Fungi, Ascomycota, Pichiomycetes, Serinales, Metschnikowiaceae. The record is from the annotation of a GenBank genome assembly.
AUGCUCAGAACAUUAUUUGGGUCCAGACUUGGACCUUCUGUGCGUACGCUUGUGCCAGUCCAAAGGCCAGUGUCGUCGUACCUUGCAUCCAUCCGCACAAACAUCCCACUUGCUACUCCAAUGGUUCCUUCAUUAUGCCAACAACAGAAACGAUACGCUACAUUGAACCAGAUCAAGAGUGGGAGCCAUGUUAAGCCGGUCAAGCCAUAUGUGUCUAAAGCACCACAUUUGGGCAACAAUCCAUUCAAGAAAGGAGUCGUUUUGAGAGUGAUGAUUGUUAAGCCUAAGAAGCCUAACUCGGCCCAGAGAAAAUGUUGCAGAGUGAGACUCACCAACGGAAACGUGGUGUCGUGUUUGAUUCCUGGAGAAGGACACAAUUUACAGGAGCAUCAUGUGGUGCUUGUGAGAGGCGGAAGAGUCCAGGAUUUGCCUGGUGUUAAGUACCGUCUUGUGAGAGGAGCAUACGACUUGACUGGUGUAGCUAAUAGAGCCACCUCGCGGUCGAAGUACGGAGUGAAGAAGCCUAAGGAGUAA